Molecule: messenger RNA, 1981 nt
Organism: Grus americana (Whooping crane)
Lineage: Eukaryota; Metazoa; Chordata; Aves; Gruiformes; Gruidae
Gene: IL6R
Product: interleukin 6 receptor
Exons: 10
Coding region: 95-1468 (457 amino acids)
Biological process (GO): cytokine-mediated signaling pathway
Cellular component (GO): external side of plasma membrane; membrane
Molecular function (GO): cytokine receptor activity; protein binding
Source: RefSeq, a predicted model, not a curated record
CGCCGCGGAGCCGCCCCGCCUGGGUUUCACAACCGCGGGCACUGGCCGCGCCACCGGCGGCUCCGCCGAUGUUUUCCUGCCCGGGAGCGGGUGCAUGGCGCGGCCACCGGGGCCGUUGCUCCACGUCGCGCUGCUCCUCAUCGCCGCUGCCGCCGCUGCCGGUCCCGGGCCCUGCGGCCCCGCGGGGCUCUCGUGGGACACGGUGGUGAGACGUCCAGGAGCAAACAUCACGUUGACCUGCCAGGACGAGGGGCCAGCGAACGUCACCGUGUCCUGGCAGGUGGAGGAGCGGGGGGCGGCGGGGGGCCGCAGCCGGCGGCUGGCAGAGGGCAACGCGCUGCUCCUGCGGCAGCUGCGCUACGAGGACUCGGGGCGCUACAGCUGCUACGUGGGGGGCCGCCCGCUGCGCUCCCUGCGGCUACUGGUGGAAGAACCCCCUGAAACUCCUCGGGUCUUCUGCUACCGGCGGAGCCACGACAAAGAUGUCCUGUGCGAGUGGCCGCUACGGGCAAAGCCGUCCCCAGGGACGCAGGCGAUGCUUUGGGUGAAGCGGAGGUUCACAGCUGAGAACGCCACGGAGCAGCGGUGCCGCUACUUCUCCAAGGCACGGAAAUUUGUUUGCCGGGUGAAGGUGCCACCCGGCGCUGACGACACCAAACCCCUCGUGGUGUCCACAUGCGUCAACAACGGCGCCGGCGGCUCAGCCGGCGAGGACAGGAUCAUAACCCUCAGCAGUGUCCUGAAGCCCGACCCCCCCCUCAAUGUGACGGUGGAGGCACUGGAGAAGGCGCCGCAACGGUUGCGGGUCAACUGGUCCUACCCCUCAUCCUGGGACCCCCGCUUCUACUGGCUCCACUUCCAGGUCCGCUACCGCCCUGAGCCUGCCCAGACCUUCACGGAGGUGGACCAGGUGAUGACGACAUGGCUGGACAUUCAUGACGCCUGGCGGGGGAUGCGGCACGUGGUGCAGGUGCGGGCGCGGGAGGAGUUUGGCCACGGUGCAUGGAGCGAGUGGAGCCGGGAGGCGGUGGGCACCCCCUGGACAGAUCCCAGGGACCUCACCUCUGAAAUGGGACCCUUCAGCUCCGAGUUCCCCAUGGACGAUGGCAGCUACGGAGUCACGCUGCCCCCCGAGCUCUUUGGGGAAGAUGCUGCUAAUGGCACUGAUGGGGCUGUCGUAGAAGCCAGCGCCCGCUUGGUGGCAUCUCCCUAUGCCUUCCUGGUGGCCGGGGGGAGCCUGCUCCUGGGCAUUGCCCUCUUCAUUGCCAUCGUGGUGAGGUACAGGCAGACGUGGCGGAUGGGCAGGCGGCCGGGCGCCAAGCCGGAGGGCGAGGGGCAGCACGUGCUGGUGCCCCUGGCCCCCCCCAGCCCCCCGCACAGUGAGACUCCCCUGCUCUUCCCCCCCGCGCCCCUGGCCCCCAGGGCUCUCCACAUCACCAACUUGGACUAUUUCUUCUCAAGGCAGUAGCCGGCGGCUGGAUGUGCUGGCAGGCCCCCGCCGCUCAGACGGGGGGUCCCUGGCCCUGGGAGGGGUCCCGGGGUUGGGAUGUGACCCUGGGAGCUGCCCCCCCACACACACUUCAUCUGGGGGUGCUGAAAGCCCCCGGCCAGGCCCCGUGUCUGGGAGCAGCCUCUGAGGAGGGGGGAUCAGCACCGAGCCAAACCAGGGGGGGCUGCCAAGAUGGGUCCCAGGACACCAGCUCCAGGCCCGCGGCCAAGCUGGGGUGAGCGGGGUGAAGGCGCUGGAAGCACGGCCGCGCCUGAGCGUGGGAGCAGGGCUGGGCUCUGCCCACGGGGAUGGCUUUGGGGGCCCCAGGGGAAGGGCAUAGCUCCCCCCCCACCCAGUACCGUGGGUGUCAAGAGGGGGGCUGGCUGGAUCAGCCCCAUCCCUCUGCCCCAGCCCCUCUGGUGCUUAUUUUUAAAGCACGUGGGGGUGGAAAUGGGGCAAAACGUGUCUCAAAUAAAGGCCUUGGAUUUGUAA